Paraglomus occultum is the source of this 555-nucleotide messenger RNA. The record is from the annotation of a GenBank genome assembly. NCBI's taxonomy places the organism in Eukaryota, Fungi, Glomeromycota, Glomeromycetes, Paraglomerales, Paraglomeraceae.
GAAAGAAAUCAAAGCGCGGCUCAAGACGGAUACAACGAGUCUGGUUCGAAGCAAGGGUUGCGAAAGCCAUCUGGAGACGGCGUCAAGACUGCUCUUGCCGAAAUAAAUUGCAAGAAAGAACCCCUUCGGAGAAUACGGUCGAAGAAAUUGCAUUCGUCGCCGGUCGUACAGUCCGUCCCAGACAUUCCUGAACUGCUUAACCCACUAUUGUUUCACUCGUUAGCAAGGGUUGCGAAAGCCAUCUGGAGACGGCUUUGUGCUUUCCGUCAAGACUGCCCUUGCCAAAAUAAACCGCAAGAAAGAACCCCUUCGGAGAAUGCGGUCGAAGAAAUUGCAUUUGUCGCCGGUCACUGCCCUUGCCAAAAUAAACCGCAAGAAAGAACCCCUUCGGAGAAUGCGGUCGAAGAAAUUGCAUCGCCGCCAACCUCUUCUACUACAACUAUGUUCAUCGAAAAAAAUCCGACAACUUUCUUCAACUAUACGCAAUCGAAUUACAGAAUAUGGACCAUCCGCAGAAAACUUGCCGUCAAACUACCCAAUGUACACAAUCGGUGA